AUGACUGCUCUUUUCACAGCUCAAGAUGACUUUGGCAAGAAAGAUGACGAUCGCAAACCGGCAGCCGGUAUGUCGACACAAAUAAUUUGGAGUCCGGUGAACCGAAUCGCGCCUCGUAAAAUGAUUAAGCGUAUUAUCCUCCUCCUCGGAACUGGCCUUCUCAUCUACCUCUUCAUUCACAACAUACCGACUGAUAUAAGCCCUCGAGAUCGUCGCCAUCCCGUUUUUCUGCCCCCUGAAAAGUCCAGACACAGGAACCCCCCGAGGCCGGGGCCUAUGCCACAAUUUAAGCCUGGAGGGCAGCCGUUGAAGCCCAACACACCACCGCUGGAUCCAAAAGUUCUAGAAGAUCAGCAAAAUGUACCCAGAAGCUAUGAUGGACCUAUCGUGUUUCCAAAGCUCUCCUCCUCACUGAACGCCAUUUACGAUACCGACGGUACGUCGAUGAUCAAUAAGAAUGUUUUGUUUGCCGCAGCAAGCUUGCAGAGCGCAAGUUUGCUUCUCCCUCUGGCUUGCAAGAUGGGAAGUGAGCGAAGGAACUAUGUUCAUUUUGCUCUAAUGGGAGGAAGUUAUAUCACGCUCGAGGAUCUUCGUGCUGUCAAUGGCAUUGGGGAUGGCUGCCAUAUCAUCUUCCAUGAUGCGCGUCCAGACUUUCCAGCAACAUCCACGAUUGAGCGCUUGAAGAAGAGUGUCGGAAGUGCCUUAUACCACAUUAUCAACUACAUGCACCCUCAGUCCAUCUUCAUUGAUUCUUCGGGGGCAGAAAAUGACUACCUUCUCGCGGAAAUAAGGAGAGAGGCGUCUAUUUCGGGCACUUCAGUUAUAGAACUACCAGCCGAUUCUCUGUCCAAGCUUUCUUGGAUUGCAAAUUUGGACAGUUCAUCACUAGCUGCCUGGAACAAGGUCAACAUUGACAUCUUGAUACACGUUUCACCUGGAACCACGGGAAGCCUUGUCCACCUGCUGAAGUCCUUGUCUAAAGCGGAUUACUCCGUAGGCCCGGUUCCCCGUCUAACAAUCGAUUUGCCCGCCAACAUCGACCCUGUCACCACAAACUUCUUGACAACAUUUCAAUGGCCCCCGAGGAGUGCCAACGGUGUAUCCCAACCACAGCAGCUAAUCAUCAGGCGUCGCAUCUCCCGGGGCAGACAAACGGAGGAGGAGAGCACUGUGCGCUUUCUCGAGUCAUUUUGGCCCAUUAAUCCCAAACAGCAGCUACCCGCUUUCUUCACCCAAAAGAUGGUCAGCAAGAAUUUCCCAGCAUGGAUGGAGCAUGCACUCACCCUCUCCCGUGUUCGGGGCUAUUGGAUGCUUUACCCAGGUGCGAAAACUGCAACCAAGAUCGCCACAUUUCAUCAGGAAUUUUAUCGAGCUCCAGAGGAGUUUGAGAAAGAGCUCGCCAAAACAACCCCGCAGUACUCCGAACCCCGCUUAGACCAAGGUGCAUUGUUUGAGACCCUACCAGGCCGCGGGAAUCUAUUGCCAUUCAGCGACAUGCCGUUGCUGUUUUGGGACGGCACACCUACGCAGCUUAAGGUCUUGGACACAGCUGCAGCAGACUAUGCAAACGAGUUUAGACGCGCUGUUGGGGGCUGCGAGGGGCUGGAUCCUGAGGAGCUCGUCCCAAGUUCUUCGUUGCAGGACCUAUUCUGUGUGGAAGAUGAAUGA
Molecule: messenger RNA, 1668 nt
Organism: Thermochaetoides thermophila DSM 1495
Lineage: Eukaryota; Fungi; Ascomycota; Sordariomycetes; Sordariales; Chaetomiaceae
Exons: 5
Coding region: 1-1668 (555 amino acids)
Source: RefSeq, a predicted model, not a curated record